Messenger RNA from Empidonax traillii (willow flycatcher), 727 nucleotides. Its product is annotated as cell growth regulator with RING finger domain protein 1-like. The transcript has 5 exons. Lineage: Eukaryota; Metazoa; Chordata; Aves; Passeriformes; Tyrannidae. The annotation marks the transcript as partial. Gene Ontology annotation, biological process: negative regulation of cell growth. The record is from RefSeq and is a predicted model, not a curated record.
UGUUUUCUCGUGUCCCAUAGGUUUGGGUUGGGUGUUCCUGUUAUCCUGAGGAACUCAGAGGAAACAGAAUCCAGCACAAGGGUACUGAAAAAGCGGAUGAGACAAGUGAAGAAUCCCUUUGGGUUGGAAAUCCCUCGUCCUGCUGCAGCAUCACUAACAAAGGGUGUAACCCUGACACCUGACUGCCUGGAGGACUGUGUCCUCACCUGCUACUGGGGCUGCAACGUCCAGAAACUGCACGAGGCGCUGCAGAAACACGUCUACUGCUUCAGGAUAAAGACUCCUCAGGCAUUGGAGGAUGCCCUGUACAACGAGUACCUCUACAGGCAACAGUACUUCAUUAAAAAAAAUGACAAGGAGGAGAAAUACUGCCAGUUACCAGAAGAUGCUCAAGUUGUGGAUUUUGGCCCCGUGCCCAGAUCUCGCUAUCCCUUGGUAGUGCUGCUGACGCUGGCAGAUGAGGAAGACAGAGAAAUUUAUGACAUUAUUGCAAUGGUGGCUGUAAUUCACAUUCCUGAUGAAAGCUACAGGCUUUCCUGCAGAAUAUUGUACCAGUAUCUCCUCCUGGCUCAAGGUCAAUACCACGAUCUGAAGCAACUCUUCAUGUCUGCAAACAGCCCUGCACCGUCCUCGAGCAGCACAUUCCCUGGGAGGAGCGGCACUGACAGGACCUCGCUGGAGAAGGAGGGGCUGGCCGGGAGCGAACCGGAGCUGCAGGAGGAAAACA